AUGAAAAUUUUUAAUUACAUAUGUGGUCGUCCUUUAAGAAAUGGUGGUACUGCUCCACUUAUAUAUAAUCCUGUUAGGAAAUGGUUAAUAAUAUUAAUGAUAUUGUAUAUCUGUUUGUCAAUUUUAUCAUAUCUUAUUUUUUUAUUCCCCAAAGCAUCUGAUUUACAGUGUCUUGCCUUAAUUGAUUCAUUGUUCAAUUUUUCCUUAUCAAUAGGCGUUUCAUAUGUGAUGGCUCCUUAUUACUCUAUCAUAAGUUGCAGAGAAUGGGGUACUGAAUACGAAUGGAGUAUAGUAGCUGUCGUUUCAGCAGUUAUGGCCAUUGUUGAUGUAUUAUCUAGUUGUUAUGGUAUAUAUGUAUUAUAUACUAUCACUAGUGUUGUAUUUAAUAAAAGGAUUGGUAUGAAUAACGACUGCAAUUCAUAUAAUGCUGUACUUUUCUUUUCCGCCAAUUCAAUUUUAGUUUUUCUUCAUUUAACUGUUGCUACAGUUUCUACUGUGGUUUAUUUUUUACUUAUGAAAGGAAUAGAUAAGCAAUUGGAAGAUAAUAGAAAUAUUAUAUAA
This is a messenger RNA of Plasmodium reichenowi, 561 nucleotides long. Its product is annotated as putative membrane protein. The coding region runs from base 1 to 561 and encodes 186 amino acids. Lineage: Eukaryota; Apicomplexa; Aconoidasida; Haemosporida; Plasmodiidae. The transcript has 2 exons. The record is from RefSeq and is a predicted model, not a curated record.